AUGGGUGCAUUUUGUUCUAAACCGGAGGAAAUCAAUUUUGGUGGUCCGGUGGAUCUUUGGCAUUUUUACCUUUUGAGGUCGGUUGGAAAAGCGGUUCCUGAUAUCAUCCAAGAACGUAGAUUGUUAGAAGAGAUUCAUCCACCUUUUGUUUGUAAUCUAGCUUAUGCAUUUCAAGAUGAUGAUAAUCUUGGUCUCGGAUCUUAUGCUAGGUGGCGAUUCAAAUUGAAUUUAGAUCGUGCUGGGUUUUUGAAAGAAGAGGUGGUCAAGUUUUAUGUUUGUGAAAUGGUACUUGCUCUUGGUUAUUUACAUUUGAAGGGGAUCGUACAUCGUGAUCUUAAACUCAAUAACAUUCUUCUUGACAAACGGGCAGCCGGUUCAAUGGCAUUCAUGGCACCUGAAAUCUUAGGUAAACGUGGUUAUACCUCUACCAUAGAUUGGUGGUCACUUGGAGUGGUGACCUUUGAACUUGUGUUUGGUAAACCAGCCGGUUCAAUGGCAUUCAUGGCACCUGAAAUCUUAGGUAAACGUGGUUAUACCUCUACCAUAGAUUGGUGGUCACUUGGAGUGGUGACCUUUGAACUUGUGUUUGGUAAACGUCCGUUCAGAGUUAAAACCAAUUCAACCUUGACCACUGCAAUUUCAAGAGAAGAAUCCAGAUUUCCAGAAACUUUACCUCAAGUGAUUGGACCUGAAGCGUUGAAUUUCUUUAAAAAGGUUUUGGAUGUAAGAGAUGGAGGUAUCGAAAAGUUUAAAUCACACAAUUGGUUUAGAGGAUUAGAUUGGGAUGGGAUUAAUUCACUUCAAGCAACUCCACCUUUUGAACCUGAUCCUAAAUAG
Messenger RNA from Melampsora larici-populina 98AG31, 837 nucleotides. RefSeq lists its product as uncharacterized. NCBI's taxonomy places the organism in Eukaryota, Fungi, Basidiomycota, Pucciniomycetes, Pucciniales, Melampsoraceae. Gene Ontology annotation, biological process: protein phosphorylation. The record is from RefSeq and is a predicted model, not a curated record. The transcript is spliced from 5 exons. Gene Ontology annotation, molecular function: ATP binding; protein serine/threonine kinase activity. The coding region runs from base 1 to 837 and encodes 278 amino acids.